Messenger RNA from Theileria equi strain WA, 1344 nucleotides. RefSeq lists its product as hypothetical. Gene Ontology annotation, molecular function: ATP binding; inositol-1,3,4,5,6-pentakisphosphate 2-kinase activity. Bases 1 to 1344 code for a protein of 447 amino acids. Lineage: Eukaryota; Apicomplexa; Aconoidasida; Piroplasmida; Theileriidae. Gene Ontology annotation, cellular component: nucleus. Gene Ontology annotation, biological process: inositol phosphate biosynthetic process. The transcript has a single exon. The record is from RefSeq and is a predicted model, not a curated record.
AUGGAAAUUUUACUGGAUACUUCAACUCAAGUCGACGGAACUAGUAGAAUAAACAACCUUUCAAUUAAGAGGCGCAUAUACUAUAACAAAGACAUUGAAGUUGCUUCAUUUGUAGACAUUGACCCAGAUUCUAUAAAAGAACUUGGAAAAGACUCUCAUUAUGACACUAAAAAGUACGAGAUUUGUACAAUAGAAGAAGAUCUCUUCAAUAUAGAACCGUUUAUACGGAAAAAUCGUCAGGAAAUUAAAGAUGGCGCAUCAGCCAAUGCCUCCGUUGAAAUAAAAGUAAAGUGUGGAUUGCUUAAUUUUAGGGGUAUUCCAAGCCUAUUUAAAAUGAAACAGAAGAUAAAAGCACGUAUCAAAUAUUUGCAUACUCUUGAACCCCUGCCUUUAUCAUACAGUAGCAUAGAACACAGAUCAGAGUAUGACCCUUGUAACUUUUUUAAAAUUGUUAUAGAAUCUGUAAGGAAUGAAAUUUUAAACCUAUCAUCUGAACCUCAAAAUAAUAUUAGACUGUUUAUAAAUUCUUUCGAAGUUGAUCCUAGCAUAUUAAAGAAGGAAGGAAGAAUUUUUGAUGCAAUCACUCAAUCUAUUGUUGAUUCUAGGACUUUAUAUAUCCAGAUACUAAAACUUCAAGCACUUGCAGCAGGUCAACAAUUUGUGGGUUCAGCAAUUUAUUCCGCUAUCCAAUCGACUAGAUAUCUAAUAGAUACCAAGCCUACAGUGAAGCAUGGAGAACUUUGCACGAGUCAUAGUGUUAUCGAAGAGAAUUUGAUGACAGUUAGUAAGUGCCUGCAUAAACUUGUGGCUAAUUCACCUUCAAAAAACGCAUAUAAAGUUCAACAUAUUUUUCAAUUAUGCGGGAAAAUGUUACUAUUUAAACUAAUUCGCAUGUUUUGUGCAUUAUUACUUCACUCGAAAAAAUACAAAUUUAGCAGUAAAAACUCCUCCCUAUCGCUGCAUAGAUCAAAGCUUUGCCUCUUUAAUAGCAUAGCUAUGCAAUCAACUAAUAGUGUAAAAUAUUUGAAAAGGAGUAAUGGUAUUUUCAAUGGCCCUGUGGGAUUGGACCAAUUUGAAAGUGCUGAAAUAUUUUCAAGAAAAUUAUUCUCUGUCCUGCAUCAUUAUAAACAUUACAGAAAUGUAACAAUAAACCAAAUAUUAGAAGAAGUCAAAAUAACAUACACCGUCACACUUGCAUGGAUAAAUCUUUACCUUACUGGAAGAGUUGCCAUGGACCUUUCUGUAAUUAUGAACAUCCUAUACAAUUCUAACGACAGAAAUAUAAUGCAUAGGAUUUCCCUCGUCGAUGUUAAUAUAAAAUCAAUGAGCAAGAUAUACAGGUAA